GUCUCGGUACCGCAACCACUCCCAAAAUUUAUUAAGUUUCAGGAUUUCUUGCUGGCACCGGCAAUGUUGCUCCGCCAUCUUGUCAAUCGUAGCUUGGUGAGGCUUGCGCGUUGCGCGAAACUUUUCGUAGAUCGUGACGUUGAUCUCGGUUCGUAGCUGCAAAAUGUCAAAUAAAAAAUGGCUUCUUCCUGCCUUGUAGAAGCUCAGUGUUCAGACGAUUAUCAACAAAUUCAAUAAUACCAUUAAAAAGCACUUUUUCUACCCACACUUCGCCAAAAGGUACUUCAAAGUCGAACAUAAGGGCACGUUAGAACGAUAAGCUUCGCAAAAAACCAUUGAAAAUGAGCAGUGACGAUAGCGAUGCCGAACCGCAGUGUAAACGUAAAAGAAAACCCCGACAGCUCGAAGACAGCCCGGAAAGCACCUCCAGCGGGAGCCCCAUCGUAGGUAAUUCCUCCAGAUCGAGAGCGGUACGCAAGGCAAGGCAACAGAUGACCAACAAUGUUAUUUCGGAUUCUUCCGAGGACUCGGAUGAUAGUGGCAGCUCAAUCGUGAAGAUGCGUAGACGAAAAAUUGCGAAAGUAGUAGAAUCAGAUUCAGAUGACAGCUCAGAUUCCUCAUUUGUCAGAAGAACAGGGGGGCCUAGAAAACUGGAAAGUGACUCAGAAGACUCUGACAAUGGUUUUGGAUCAAGCAGUGAGUGGGAAACUGACAACGAACAGAAUACUCGGGCUGUUUCUAACAACACAACAGCAAUGCAAGAUAGCUGUGACUCAGAUUCAAGCAAUGGCACUUCGGACAAGUGUCCCAUUUGCUUACUCCGUUUUAAGAACCAAGAGGUUGGCACUCCUGAAUCUUGUGACCACAUGUUCUGCCUAGAAUGUCUACAGGAAUGGUCAAAGAACAUGAAUACAUGUCCGGUCGAUAGGCAAGAGUUUACCAUUAUUUUAGCUAGGAGAAAUUUGAACGGAGAAAUCACCAGGAGAAUACCUAUAGAAAAACCUAACUUGGAGGACUUUGAAAAUAUUAUCGAUGAUCCAACUUUCUGCGAGAUCUGUGGGUCUCGGGAUAAUGAAGACAGAAUGUUACUUUGUGAUGGUUGUGACCAGGGAUUCCACAUGUACUGCCUGGAUCCACCGUUGGACAACGUUCCAGAAGGUGCCUGGUAUUGUCCGGGUUGCGCUUCUGGAAUCAACUUGCUGUCUAUGGUGGUUGUAAUGCCGCGCCUGGACGGUCCAUCUUCCACCAGAUACAAUACCAGAUCUGCUAGAUCGAACAAUAGAUCCGUACCUCGCACGGGACAGACAGAACGAGUUCGUCGCCAAAUAGCCAACAACAGACAACAUAAUUCCCAACAAAACGAUAGUGGAGUCGCUAUGUCCACUUCCAGUUCCCUGCAAGACUCUGUUUCGAGCUCGACGUCCAGGUCGAAACGCACCAAGAAACACAAGAAGUCCAAGAAGAAGUCCAGGAGCCAACUCAGGUACAAAACGGUGUACGAAAUCGAUAAGGAAACCGGACUUACGAUCGCGGUACAGAAAAGACAAGUGCGCAGAGGCAGGAAGCAAAAAUCGGCGAGGAAAGUGAAGAAAAAGUCUGUCAAGGGAAGAAUCGCUAGACAGUUGGGGCUAGGCGCGAACUCUGCAGCUCCACAAAGUUUGAUAGGUGCUUCACGUCAGCCUGAUAAUAUCAGCGGUCUUCGUCACCAAGCAGGGAUUCCAACAUUACAUUUAUUCGGUAGAGCAAACGAGCUGGAUUACUUCUCAGAACCCGAUGAAGAAGACUACAUCGUCGGUCCUCAAUUAUUAACGAGAAGAGCUCCAAAUCAAUCGGACGUGGCGGCAGUUCGAAGACUUACAAGAAGGAAAGCUUUGAUCAACAUGCCACCUGCUGCAACAGUUUCCAGUUCCACGGAUCUUCUUGAUAGCAUUUUAUGUUCCCAGGAGCAGUUUCAUUCCAGAAAUGCGUCUUUCUCAGUGGAUGGAGAAGGAAAGUUCAAAAUCGAAGUGGAAAAGCGGAAAGACUUGAAGAAGGAGCAGAGUGGCGCUAAGGAAGCGCCCAACGGAUACAACCCAAAUAGGUCUUAUGGGGGAUACAAUAAUCGGUAUAGAGGGUAUCAACAGAAUAAUUAUAAUAGAAGACAUAGUAGUUAUAAUAGCUACAAUAACGGAAAUCAGAAUAAUUAUUACUCAGGAGGAGGAGGGGGAGGAGGAGGAGGUGGUCCUUCAUCUUCUUGGCAACAUAACAACUAUGACAGAUACGGAGGCGGUAGGGGCAAUGAUUAUGAUUAUCCUCAGGAUUAUACGCAAAGGACAUUAUGUGCUUCAAGCGAACCUGAUUACCCUGAAAGAAGAGAAGAAAAUGAAGAAAACAAUGAGUCAGAGUUGGACAUAUAUAGUGACAUAGAAACAGUGUCUACAAGCAGAGUAGACGAGCCUGACUUCAACAGGCCUCCGUCGCCACCGCACGCGGCAAUGGGCGCUUUGAACACUGCCGAAGAUGAAGAAAAUAAUGAUAGCGAACCAGAUAUGGUCAUCGACGAUGAUAAAGUUCACGAAGAUAACAGAGAAGAAACUGCAGUUUCUUCUACUGUAGGUUUCGGUUAUCUACCCCCACCACCUAUGCCCCCAAACUUGGAUUUUAUCGACGCAGACUGUUCCGAGAUUCAAUCCGAAGCUAUCCAAUCCUCCCAACCUUCUUACUACAAAGAAGACGAAGAAUAUACUGACGGUUGUCCGAACGCUAGCGUCUACUCUCAACAACCUUACCACAACUCGAUGACAGACCCGCCUGACGAUCAAGACGAAGAAGAAGAUGAAGGUUGUCCGAACUUCAGUAUCUACUCGAGAGAAAGCAAGAAUGUGGCGCUUCAUACUGAUCUAACCAUGUCUGCGCAUCAAGUUAGCGAAAUCAGCUCGUCGCCGAAUAUUGAAGAACGAUCCGUAGAUCAAGGAAAAUCCGAGGCGUACAAUCCAGAAGUUCCCUCUCACGAUGAUGAAGCUCAAAACGAUGCACAAGCGGAGUUGUACGAUCCUGAAGAUAUGAAAUCACCAUCCAGCCAGAGCGACAUACCUAUGCCUCCGGAUCCAGUGCUCACCAACAUUCCUAUUCCAGAAGAACCUCAACAAGUUGGUGAUGAUCAGUACGAUCCUGAGACUGCCUUGAAUGAGUGUGAUGAUGUGGAAACGCAAGAGAAUGAAGUCGCAAACAUUAUCAAUGAAGAACAAACCGAAACAACGGGGCAAGGUCCAACAGUCUUGGAGGAAAAUCAUGAAAUAGCUCCUGAAAGAAACGAUCAGCAAGCCUCUGAAACAAAAGAUUCUAGAGAAGAUUUCCAGCAAGGUUCUGAAGAAAACGAACCGGCUCCUAGAGAUAAUGAUGACCGAGAACCAGCACUUGACUUGGACGUCUCCGGAGACAUAUUGAGUACCACAGUCUCGCCUAAGAAGACCCCCAAAACGAUAAUAGUCUCCAAAGUUGAUAUUAUCAAACCUGGAGGAGUUUUGGGUGGCUUGUACAGUGAUUCAGAAGAUGAAAGCUUCGUCAAGAAAGACGGUGAUCUGUUUGGUGUCUCCGAAGCUAACAAGUCUAAAGAAUCUGAUGAUACCGAACAAACAGACGAUAAAGAUGACAACAAAAUGACAGAAGAUAUUGUGAGUGAAGAGGAAAGAAGCUAUACUCCAUGUUUGGAUGAAAAGAAACGUGGCAUUGAAGGUUUAGAUACAGAAAUGAUCUCGGAUGAAGAUAGAAAUGAUUUUGAUGAGUCUCAUGAAAAAACUGAAAAUGAUGGUGAAACUUUGGAAUUAAAUGCUAAAGAGUGCGAGUUGGAACUAAGACCUGAAGAUUAUGAGGAAGGAGAGAUUGUAGAUAAAGGAAAAGAGGCAAAAGUCGAUGCAGUAGCGAAAUCAGAUACUGAGGAGAGCGUUAAAAAAGAGAAAAAGAAGGAUGAUAAAGAAAAGAAAUCCAAGAAGAAAGAGAAGAAUAAGGAGGCGAAUAAAGAAAAUGAGAAGACGGAGAAAGGGUCGUUCAAGAAACUGAGUAAGAGUAGCAAAGGGAGAAAUUAUCGAGGUGACAAGGACAAAGAUAAGGGAAACGAUGAAAGUAAGUCUAAAGAAAAGGAGAGUAAGGAGAGAGAUAAAGCGAAAGAUCAACCGAAAAAGAAGAAAGAAAAACGCAAGGAGAUAGAAAGAUACAACGUUCGAGCUUUAGUCGCAGAAAAACCGGCUAUCAAAAGGGACGAGUUCGGACGAGACAUCCGACAAACUCCUUCGCGUUCCAGAAGCGGAUCUUAUACACCGCCUCCGCCGAGAAGGUCAAUCUCGAGACAUCGCAGUCCCGCGCGCCACUUGAGAACACCGUCGCCGAGGAGGUCGAUAUCUCCGCGCAGAAGGUCGCUAUCCCCGAGAAGGAGGUCGUUGUCUCGCAGAAGGUCAUUGUCGCCUAGAAGGAGGUCGAUGACUCCGCGCAGGAGGUCCGCAUCGCCAAGAAGGAGAUCGCUACCUCCGCGCAGGAGGAGGUCGAGGUCGGCGUCGAGAGAUAGAUCGAGGAAGAGACGGAAGAGGUCAAGAUCGGCGUCUCGGCCGAAGAAGAGGACCGCGUCGAAAAAUAAGAAGAGGAAGAGGUCGAUCAGCAGGCAUAAGAGGAAUAAGUCGAAGAAUAGGAAGAAGAGGAAGAAUAGAGGUAGAAGUAGAAGUCCGAGCCGAUCCCUCUCCGAAUCCCCGCGAAGGAUGAGAAUGGACUGGACGCGACCCGAUUGGUCCCCCGAGUAUUCCAUGAGCCCGCUGCCCCCUAUGUCCCCAUCGUGGACGCCCCCCAGGGACCACUUGCAGUUGAUGCGCGGUCAGAAUCUCGCCGUUACGGUGAAUAACCCGAAAAAGAAGAAAGAUAAAAGGAAGAAGGAGAAGAGAGGCAAAGAUUCGACUAAGAGGAGGAGGAGGUUCGAGAGGGAGAAGACACCGCCGCCGUCUAAGGAGGUCUUCGCGUCUGGAGAUAAUAUUCUGGUGAGCGUCAGUUUCAACAAUGAGAAUGAAACCCGGGACGUGACGACGCGCGACAACCACCACGAAAACAGCGGCGCUGCGGACAGCAACAAAAAGAAGAAGAAGAAACGCAACAAGCAGCAACGUAGGGACUUGUCGGGCGUGAAACCGGUCGCUAUCAUCGACCUCGAAAGGUCGCCGUUCAGGGAGCUCACUCCUUCGCCCAGGAACGUAAUCGUUCUGACGGAUAGCGAUAGCGAAGAGGCGAGGGCGCAAAACGGCGGUGGAGUUUGCGAGAAGGGCGUGUGCGAUUCGUCUUCACAGCAGGUCGCUAGUCCAGAAAGGCCCGUAGCGUACGCCACCGGUCCGAAAACACCUCCCGAACCGUCAGUGAAAUUCAGCCUGAGCGCCAAACAACCCUCGUUACGUCAAAUCAGCAACCCGCUGCGCGAAGCUGACGACAUGGAGAACAACGACGACGAGGACAUCCACGCCGAGCUAGAGACUCGAUUAACCGACGGGAUAGGCCACAAAGGGCCGAACACCCCGCCCGAGCCGCCGAAUUCGCCCCCGUCGUCGCCUGACGCGUACGACCCCUUCGAGCCGACAAAGUCCAGGUCGGCCACUCCGGAGCCCAGUCAGAAUCAAGCUGGAGCUGGGAACGUCGAAGAGAGUAUCGAGAAUAACAUCGAGAGGUUAAUGGACAUGGACAUCACCGUGAAUUCCAACCCUCCGCAAGAGGCAAUUACAACCUCCCUAACACCCCCAUUGCUCGACGUCCAACCGGCCGAUUCUCAAAGCAGCGUCCAAGCCACACCCGAAUCUUCAACAGCCGGUGGUGCCGGCGGAAAAUCCCCUGAACAACGUCCGCCUGCCUCCAGCGCCGAAGGUGUCCAAGUGACCGCCCCCAGCGUGACCGCAACUGCGACCGCCCCCAAACCGAUGGCGCAAACGACGCCGUUCUCGGCGGUGCUACCCACUGCAACUGCCGCCCCCGCAGCGGUGGCGCCAUCUAGGAUACAGAUCUUAAAUUCGACUGUCAUACCAGCGCCGACGGUCGUCUCCUCGAUACCGCAAAGGAUCGUUCUGCCGAACCAAAUAAAGUCGGGUCCGGUGAAGAUCAACCCGACCAAGCCGACAGUGAAAUCAACGCCAAUCAAACCGAUGCCCAACAAGACCACAAAGAUAGUGACCAAGAAGAAACCAGCGGCGCAAUUGCAGAGCAGUUUGGAAGACAUUACGUUGGACUUCGAUUCGCCUUACUCUCCAGGGUCGAGCGAUUACGAUGACCUGUUUGAACCGCCCAGUGAAAUCGUUACCAAACCGGUCAUCAAGGGUAAGACGGUCACCAGUAAAUCGCCCCAAAAACACGUGUCGGUAUUCGACGCUCUGUUCGGCAGUUCUCCGACAUACAAACCCUCGAAUACCAAGCCGAUGAAGACCAGGUACAAGAAGAACAGCAGUGGAACUACUACGAAGACAAAAACAGUCGGCGUAAAACUGGAUGAAGAUUGCUUGAAGAUUCUCGAUGAGCUGCCCAAUUCUGCUGUUGAGAUGCAAGUUAAGGAUAAGUUUUUGAAGAAACUUAAUCGUCAAGAGAGAGUGGUAGAAGAAGUGAAGUUUGUGCUGAAACCUCAUUACAACAAGAAGCGGAUUACCAAGGAAGAAUACAAGGAUAUACUUAGGAGGGCUGUGCCUAAGAUCUGUCACAAUAAAUCGGGCGAAAUCAAUCCUACGAAAAUCAAAAACCUGAUCGAAGCGUACGUCCGGAAGGUGAGGCACAGCAAAAAAGUGACGUCAUCUUCCAAUGCUGUUCCGCAAAAAGUGUAAUCUGAUUGUUCGCUAAUUUAAGAAGCUAUUUGAAUCAUGUUUGACAUUGUAAAUAUUAUUUAAAACGUAGUUAUUGAUUGUGAAGCCCGAUUCUACUUUGUAGACAUGUAUUAUUUAUGUCACUUAUGUGAUUUGAUCAUUAUUAAGUCGAUAUAGGUUUUAAGUGUAAGAUUUUUAGUGAAUAUACAGACGUAUGUUAUAUAUUUAAUUUUUUUAUUAAUUUUAUUGGAUAUCUGCUUCUUUUGUAAAGGUUACAAAAUAAAAUAGGUGAAGUCUCGGAUGUUUA
Messenger RNA from Acanthoscelides obtectus, 7095 nucleotides. NCBI's taxonomy places the organism in Eukaryota, Metazoa, Arthropoda, Insecta, Coleoptera, Chrysomelidae. The record is from the annotation of a GenBank genome assembly.